Mitosporidium daphniae is the source of this 1515-nucleotide messenger RNA. RefSeq lists its product as uncharacterized. The record is from RefSeq and is a predicted model, not a curated record. Gene Ontology annotation, cellular component: mitochondrion. The transcript has a single exon. NCBI's taxonomy places the organism in Eukaryota, Fungi, Microsporidia. Gene Ontology annotation, molecular function: ATP binding; nucleic acid binding. Bases 1 to 1515 code for a protein of 504 amino acids.
AUGAAUUUCUCCAGAGUUUAUCUAUGUCGGGGACAUGCUAUCAAUCUGUCUCCGGAGCAUUUCUUUAAAAAAGCCAUCAGCAAAGCCAGCAGAGCUACUUUUGCAUCGUCCGAACCACAUACCAGCGUGAGCACAGAUCCUGUGCGCUUCAGAAGCGUUGAUUUCUGCAUUCCAAUUUCCGAAUGCAUCAAGUCUCCGAGUCUUGUUUCGGCCAUGUUGAGGCCUCCGUUUUGUAUUUCCAGUUUUACGGGAUUUCAAGAAAAGAUAUUUUCGGCUUUACAAUGUGCUGGCGCCGAAAAUAUCUUUAUAAAAUCGGCAACCGGUACCGGAAAGUCCCUCAUUUCGCUUGUUUAUAUUGUCACGAGAUUCAUAGACAACCAUCGAUCGCUAUCUGCUGUAUGUACGGCACAAAAAUAUUUAAAACCAAGCUGGCUUAUCGUUCUCCCGACCCUUCAACUUGUAAACCAAUUUACUGCAUGGUCCGAGCUAAUAAUUCCUGCAAAACACAUGCACACAUUCAAGACCUGGUGCCUUAUCGGUACGCCAAAAUCUCUCCUUUUGGAUUUGAUUGAAGAAAAAUGGACAUCCAAAUACCUCGAAGGAAUAUUGAUUGAUGAGGCGGAUUCGAUCCUUCAGCCACCUUCCCGAUACUCGCCAAAAAAACAUGGCCAAAAGCCAUCACCUGGUACUUGUCUGCUUUCCGCUAUAGUUGACUUGAAUACAGACUCGAGAAUCGGCUCUCCAGGACUUCCUCGACUGAUUGUUGCUUCAGCAACCCUUAACUGCUUGAUUCGAAAUCAUUUGUUUGCAAUCGGCUACUUAAAAAGGGGCACAAAAGACUCGAUCGUUCAACUUGACAAUGGCCCUUCAAACGGCAUUGUUGGCCUUCCCAACGCAGAUAUGAAGGCAUUUGAUAAAGAUGCCCUUCUUCCGAUUUCACAGUGUAAAUCCAACGUCCGACAUCUUGUUUACUUGACAGACUAUGAAGAAGAAGGGUCUGUGCGAUCCGAGAUGGAAAAAAAAGCGACCAUCAUGACGCUCCAAUCAAAAGCAACUGUUGUUGCCUCUUUAUCUAUGGAAACCCGGUAUCAGAAAUCUCUUCUUCAUGUGUUUGUUCCCAAGACGGUUUCAAAAUCAGAGUUUGUUGAAAGCGUUUUGAAGGAAUAUGCCGAAGCAUCCUUGAUGAAUCCCUCUCUUCCACAGAUGCAAAUUUCGUAUUUUACUGAACAAAAACCAAUUGACUCCUCCAAAACAACGGUACUGAUUGGAUCAAGCGAGGAUUGCCGGGGUAUGCAUUUUGGAGACCUCAGUGCAGUCAUCAUUGUUGGGCCAAUUGAUUCCGUCGCUAGUUACAUCCAUAUGGCCGGAAGGGUAGGAAGAUAUUCAUCGAUUUCACCGCAAAAGCCGCAGGACGUUAUAUCGAUACUCUCGUCAGAUGAGCUUGAAAACUUUCAUCGAUUGCGAAAGUUAUCCAACGAAACCUUGCAGUCACUCCAUCGAUGGUCAUCGGAAUAG